UAUGAACACAUAAAAAAUAUAAAAAAAAAGUUGGUGGUAAAUAAGACAUACUCCCUUAUAUGUAACAAGAAAUACAUCUAUAAAUAGCUUCCCCUUUGGAUUGUUAAUGUCCACAGCUACAAUAGAAAAGAGAGAGAAAGCUUCUGCUUGGUGAAUACAUACAUUUUCUUAAGCAGAAGUUUUGAUAAUCGAUAGUUCGAUAUGUUGCCAAUUGGAUUGUCUUCUGUUUAUCUAUGGUUCAGUACUGCAGCCGGCAUUGCUGGCAAUAUCUGUGCAAUUUCGUUGUAUGUGUCACCAAUGCCAACAUUUAAAAGAAUUAUCACAAACAAGUCAACAGAACAAUUCUCAGGAUUGCCUUACAUAUAUGGUCUUUUAAAUUGCUUGAUAUGCACAUGGUAUGGCCUGCCUAUAGUGAAGAGUGGUAUUAUAAUGGUGGCUACAGUCAAUUCAAUCGGAGCUGUUUUCCAGUUAGUCUACUUGAUCAUUUUCAUUACUUACGCCGAAAAAUCAAUUAAGCUGAGGAUAUCGGGAUUGCUCGCAGCAGUUUCUGUUCUUUUUGCGGCUGUUGUACUUGUGAGCUUAAGACUUGUAGCCCAUGAGAGGGAACUGUUCGUUGGAUAUCUAUGUGCUUUUUCAGUAGUUUCAGUGUAUGCUUCGCCGUUGUUUAUCAUCAAUUUGGUGAUCAAAACAAGAAGUGUUGAGUUCAUGCCAUUUAAUCUUUCUCUUGCAACUUUCUUGGUGAGUUUCUCUUUCUGUGCAUACGGAGCGUUGCAGGGCGACCCUUUUGUCUAUAUCCCAAACGGUCUCGGUACAAUUUUAGGGUUUGUCCAGUUGGUUCUGUACUCCUACUAUAGCAAAAUGUCUGGAGAUGAUGACUCAAGAGAACCACUGCUUGCUUGAUUUCGGAUGCGUGCGUGAACGAACUUACUGGACUAGUUAAAACUCAAUGCAGUAAAAUCAAAGCCCUAGGUCAUAAAUUGUGAUAGUGAGAACAAUAUCAAGAGAUUAUGAAGGGUUUGGAGUUGCUACGUGAUGCACAGAAGUAUCUCACGCGUCUAUCAAUAAACAAGAUCACAAGAGGAUCAUAUUAGCCCUAGGUCAACUUUUGGAUUAUUUCCGCAAUUAGCACUGUUUAUCUUCUCAUAUCUUCUCUUAGUUGUUAAUUAUUUACUUAAUUAGGAAAAUGUUGUAAUAUUUCCAUUUAUUAUUGUACUUUUAGUAUUUUCCUAAGGAGUCUAGGGUUGUCACCCUCUGUAGCCUAGCCUUGUAAUUCAUUAUUCAGUUUACGUCGAAUUGAUGUCGAAUUUAUAAAAUAUCUUUACCACUGUCAACUAAC
Molecule: messenger RNA, 1336 nt
Organism: Malus domestica (apple)
Lineage: Eukaryota; Viridiplantae; Streptophyta; Magnoliopsida; Rosales; Rosaceae
Product: bidirectional sugar transporter SWEET2a-like
Biological process (GO): carbohydrate transport
Cellular component (GO): membrane
Molecular function (GO): sugar transmembrane transporter activity
Source: RefSeq, a predicted model, not a curated record